Pieris brassicae (large cabbage white) is the source of this 4294-nucleotide messenger RNA. RefSeq names its product BTB/POZ domain-containing protein 7. NCBI's taxonomy places the organism in Eukaryota, Metazoa, Arthropoda, Insecta, Lepidoptera, Pieridae. Bases 333 to 3392 code for a protein of 1019 amino acids. Gene Ontology annotation, biological process: morphogenesis of a branching epithelium. The record is from RefSeq and is a predicted model, not a curated record. The transcript has 29 exons. Gene Ontology annotation, molecular function: protein binding.
AAUCUGGUUAUGUUGGUUGGAAUAACGGGUUCUUCUAGUUUCUGAUUUUUUGACUCUUUAUUGAGUUGACUAGGUUUUAUUCGUAGUCUAGCUGUACUUUAUAAAAACUACCAGUCUCAUAGUAUUCCGUUAGGACGCAAAGAGGUUUCUUGAACAAUGCUGUGAUGUUUGAUUUUGUGUUUUAAGUGAAUGUUUUUAAUGGCGGCGCACUACAAAAUGUUUAUGUGAAAAGUGUUAAAACAAAUUGGAUUUAAUUGUUGUAAUGACUAGGACCGUUGGUACAUGUUGCCGUGGUUUGGGGCGGUGAUGGCGGGUAGGGCGGAUGGCGGGGGAUGAGCCGGCUGCUGUGCUGUCUGCGCGGGCGUCACGACAUGGGCGCCGCGCUCUCGCACCCGCAGGAAGGGGAGGCGUGUGACGGUGGUGGGCCCGCCUCACCGCCCACCAUGGCCGACGUGAUACGUGAAAGAAAGAAGAAAUCGGGUGGUGCAGGACUGGGUACUCUGAGACGGAGAAUAGCGGCUGCUGCACGCAGGCCUCGCGACUGUCGGCCUGAUCGUGGAUGCGAACAUGCGCGUUAUAUUCGGUCGGUCGUAAGUGGUUGGCGCGUGGCAGAGGUGUUUCUGCUAUGCGCCGAGUUAGAGGCGGGGGCGGCCCUUCGUGACUUGGUGACGCAGGCGGAGUUGGCACGCGAGCCAGCGGCAGCUUUGCACGCGGACCUGGCAGCGUUGUUACGUGACAGAGUGGCCUGUGAUGUGGAAGUAUGCGGCGCGGGUUGGGCCCUACCAGCUCAUAGGCUUAUAUUGGCUGCACGGUGUACAUACUUCAGAGAUUUGAUGCAUCGGUAUCCCAAGUCGAGUCGUGUGCCAUUGGAGGGUGCUUGUGCAGGGCUACGCAGGGAAGAGGGUGAAGCCCUACUCUUGGCCUUGUACGCUGGGGCUGCUCCGCCACCAACGCCGCCCUGUCCUGCAUGUCGCAAAUGGGAGCGCGGUGUGGGCUCUGAAGUAGACCUGGACAUCAUCAGUGUUGAGAAUACGGCUACUUACCGUCGAUCCUGCUCAUGCCGCCGUGAUGUGUCUUCUAUACGUCGUCUGUCAGCCAUACUUGGGUUUUCACUUGAUUCGCUUUAUAGGGAUAUCAAAUAUUUACUGGAUUCUGGCGAAUCAUGCGAUGCUCGUUUAUCAUGGCGGUGUGAAGGUGGAUCGGCGUACGGCUUCCGCAAUGCCCUGGAACUGCCUUGUCACACACUUCUUUUAGCUGCGAGGUCACCGUUCUUCCGUAGUGUGAUGUGUCGUCGCGGGUCGACAGGCGCCGGCGCAGGUGGGACAGUGUGUGUCGAUGAGAAAGUUCUUCCAAGAAGGUUCGCACACGCUUUGUUGCACGCCGCUUAUACGGACCAGGUGGAUCUUAGCUUGAUAAGCCGAAACACAUCAUCGCCUUCAACGAGCGGCAACUCAACCGGGACGGCUUCGCGCAGUGGUCGAAGCUCAACUACGUCACAGUUGGACGACGCGUUUCAGCUGUACGAAAUAGCAAGGUUUUUGGAGAUGGCGAUCGUGUCCCAAGGGUGUGAAGACGCUAUACUGUUCGCGUUGUCUCCUGAGACUUUGCCCCACGUCCUCCGUUGGUGCGCACAGCCCCACGCCAGUGCUUGGGUCCAUCGGCAAGCAAUGCGUUACCUUCGCGAUGAAUUCCCCACGAUAAUGUCCUGUGCCGCAUCAGCACGGUUGCCAAGAGCGGCCUUAGCGGAAGCCUUGUCUUCGCAGUUCCUUCAAGCGAGCGAACCUCAAGCGUUGAGAGCGGCAUUGCGGUGGGCCGAACGUGCUGCAGAUACGAGAGACGGAGGUUCGUGCGAGCCAAACGUAGUAUGGCACACAGCGCACUCGGUGUCGCGACGCGCGCGUGGCGGGCGACGUCGUGACGUAAGCGAGGCCGGUGUGAGGGACGCGCUCGCUUCCCUCGUGCCGCACUUGCGGACUGAACAUUUGCCGUCCGACUGUGACCUACUUCAACAGAUGAUCCGUCGUGGUCUGAUCCCUGCGCCAGCGCACUUGGAAAGUGGCGUCAACUCAGCCGACGCAUGGUUAGGCCGCGGGGCGUUUCGUUCACCUCGCUGUUUUCUGCCAUACCUCGAUGAGAUUAAGGCGCUAGUUAGCUCCCAAACAGCCCCAGCCGCGGAGCUAGCGGCUGAACGUCGCGCGCGGAUGUUGCACAGAAUCCCCGACGCACUGUACAUGUUAAGGGAUAUAGCGCCCGAGCCGCGCGCGAGCACCGAGCACGCGUGCAUCCCGCCACGGUUGUUGUCGCGUGCACGUGCACGUGUACGCGAAUUGCGUGGGACCCCGAACGCUGCGCGUGCGCUGGCUCUGCACUCGGAUCAGAGGCCCGUGAAUAGGCAGAUAGCGUUGCGGGCGGUUCGGGAGAUGUCUCUGCCCGAUGGAUGUGCCGAGUUGUUAUUGGAUGGAGAGGAUAAUGACAGGGAGUCGGCAGUCGCGAGUGGGGUGGAGGGCCGAAGUGACUCUCGCGGAGCGACUUCAGCCGAAGUUGAGUGUUGCAGAUCGAGUACGCGAUGCGGUUCAGCCGGUAGUCUAAGAGCAGCGCCUUCAUUGCACUUGCCAACUGAGCCUCAUAGUACGAGUUCCUGUCGUCGCGAGUUACCCGCCAGGCCGCCUGACACGCCACAUAGGUCCACCUUGGGUCGUUUAUCGGCAGCUGUUCCAGACGUAGCGAUGGCACCGAAUGGAAACACUCACUUGCUGACGCCGCACUAUCUUUACACGAGACAUGCGCACGCGCCGAGACCAGAAUACGGAGGAGGCGUGGGCAGUGCUGGCAGUGCAGGUAGUGUGGGCAGCGUGAGCAGUGUGGGCAGUGUCGGUGCCGGCCUCGUGCAACUCGAUUUGGGAGAUGGCGCUACACACACGCCAAGACCCGGAUCUCGUGCACAGCGAGCUGCGAUGUCUGCGAGGACGCAUAGAGAGCAUGCGCAGAGUUCCUCUUGUGGUCGUGGACGGACAACUGACGACGAAGAUCUGCGUGUUGCUAUAGAACUUUCUGUUAUUAGAGCGUACGGUUCUCUCCAGGCGAGCGGCCGUCGUGCGGAUUUGCUGCCAAAUACCGAUUUUUCAGCACUUCGCAGUCGUGCUUCCCCGGCCCUGUCGCUGGAGGGAGCCGUAUCAAGGGGCAUAGAGGGAGCGGCCGGGGGCAGCAUGCAGAGAGCUAGGAGCGCUAGGAAUUCGCCUCAUGCGAGGACACUGUCAGUUAGCGGCAUAAGCGGAGUGAGCGGUACGGAGCGAGUUAGUACGGAGAGGGAAUACGAUAGAGAGGGUGGUGUUUACAGUGGUGAAAGUAGCGUGAGUCGUGGACGUUCACACAGCCCCGCUUAUCGCUCCUAGCGCACACACAGACCCGACGUACGCCGGACAGACUGACGUCAUAGUACGCACCUCAAGACGAAUAGACACACGCACUGACAUCAAUAAUUGUUCAGCACUUCCUGAGGUGUACUAAAAGACUUUAUAAACAAGUUAUUGUAAUUUUUAAGAAAUAUUGGCGCACACGAAAAGUAUUGAAUCGUGUUUUAACUUUGGACAGUAUUAUGAAAUUCUCGCUUGUCAAGCAAUGUCUAGUCAAUGUAAUCAAGGCUAAAUAGAAUAAAAUUUAAAAUGUGUCAAAAAAUUUUUUUUGAGUUUUUUAAUUUAAUCUAUUUUUUAUUCUCAUUUAACUUGAAGCGGAAAACCAGAUAAAUUGUAUUAUUUUCGGCCAUAUAUGAUCUUUUUGUGUGCGUCAAGCCAAUGUAAUAUAAUGUAAAUAAUUUGUACAUUCUCUAUAUAUAAAUUAUGUAAAAUCUAUUUUAGUUCCUCCUCUAUAUGUAAGUGUUAGAAAGGGACACGAUAUGUUAAAUUUUGUACAAGUGACAGUGACAGAUCUCAUGCAUUUAACGUUCGUAUGACGCUGAAGUUCUCUACUUUUUUUACCACUAAAAUGUUCAAAAGUAAUUGGUAACUUUUAUAAGUCAUAAAUGUCCACUGUCAUAAUUGACAUUUGAGUUUCCUGUACGUUCUAGUGAUGUCUCUUUCUAAACGCAUACAAAAGAGAUGGAAGCACGAUAAUGCAAUAUAGUAUAGUGGUUGUGUAUUAUGUAAGCGACCAAGAUAGUAUGUACAUUGAAUUUACUGUCAUAAAAAUAUGUUUCGAUUAACAGAAUACAAGUUUUAACAUAAAAUUAAAAAAAAAUAUCAUUUAUUCAUAUAGGUACACUUGAACGUCAAAAAUAGAAAUUUGUAUAAAAUGCAUC